Messenger RNA from Aspergillus novofumigatus IBT 16806, 1717 nucleotides. RefSeq lists its product as uncharacterized. Bases 355 to 1521 code for a protein of 388 amino acids. The record is from RefSeq and is a predicted model, not a curated record. The transcript has a single exon. NCBI's taxonomy places the organism in Eukaryota, Fungi, Ascomycota, Eurotiomycetes, Eurotiales, Aspergillaceae.
GAGAUAUCAACACCGAAACAAGCAGUGGUGCAAGAUGAACGCCAUGCCAGAAGUUCCUGCUGUAAUAGGGUUAAUUCCGCCUAACCUUGAAAAUCAAGCUCCACCAAAGUAUGUUAAGCCUGGUCCCUACACUUUCCGUUCAAGUAAACCCUUGUCUCAGAGCUGUGGGUUCUUUGGUGUGGAUAGGUAUCCUAGUAUUGAGUAUACCUUGUGGCAGUGCUAAUGUCUCAGGAGACUGUGAAAUGAAAGCUAUCUGGCUUGCGUCUAUCUGUCGUACUUGUCUUGUUUAUAUUAAGUGCCCGGGAUGCCUCAAGAGACGAGUCAAUCUUAUAGCCAUUCGGACGCGAGUUAGCCAUGUCUCUCCUUGCAUUCGUGGUGUCUUUCUCUUACCUCUAUCUAACGGGCUCGUUAGUCUUUGAUACCAUCCAUUGGCUCCUCCACAAAUGGUCCAGAUCACAAUGGAGAUUCCUUCGUUGGCUUUCAUACUGCCACCAAUUUCAUCAUCUCUACUACAACCGCUCGCUGAAGUUCAACCACCGGUACUCACGACAGAAUUCCUGGAUUGCAUUACCUCUUGAAAUGCUCUGCAAAGUUCUUGGAAGCAUAGCAGGAUGGCUUCUUGCCCGGCACUUGAUGGCACAUAACAAACAAACCAUUGAUACAGCGCCUCUACUCGUGGCGUCCGGAUUCGAGAUUAUACGAACUCUUGUUGUCAUUGCCAUGAGCGGUCGAGACUCGAAUCAUAUCGCCUUCGACACCGUGCCUAAAGACCAUAGCUGGCUUUUUGUCGGACCCGAGUACCAUGCCUUACACCACGUCUAUCCCGAGCGAUACAUGGGCUCGAUGGUCAAAGCAUUUGACUGGGUAGCGGGAACUGCAUACUCUCUGCGGGGCAAAAGGGUCAUCCUCACAGGCGGAUCGGGUGCGUUUGGGUGCGCAAUAGAGAAACAGCUCCUGUCUGAAGGGGUGAUGGAUAUUAAGAAGUUACAGUUCGGAAAAGACCGGACUCAUCAUGACGUCUCUGGAGUCAGCCACUUUAUGGAAAAAUCUGAUAUCCUUAUCUUAGCACAUGGUACCAAAGGGAGGGAUGCCAUGGAUGCUAAUUGCAAGUCGACCAUCCGCCUCAUCGAACUCUUCCUCGGACGCAAAGCUGUUGACAAUACUCGCCAGACCAAGACAGCCCCGGAGAUAUGGUAUGUAGGCAGCGAGAUCGAAGUUCACCCUGCAUGGGGAAAUCCAGAAAUGCAACGAUACUCCGCCUCAAAGCGGGCGUUCCUACCUUAUGCUCGAGCCCUAUAUGACGAUCCUCGGGUAAUUUACCGUCACAUCGUACCUGCGGCCUUUGAAUCGCCCAUGGGAAAAGCAAUUGUUUCGCCAGAUUGGGCUGCCCGUGUGGCUCUAUGGUGGAUUCGUCGUGGAGCUUAUUAUGUUCCUGUCACCUACACGGGACUCGCUUUUUUGAACUUCUUCAAAUUCCUUCUUUUGGUUCGCCCAUGCACAAGGCCAGACUGUGAGCAGUAGCACAGAGUAUCUCUACAAUUGGGAUUACGCAGUAUAUAGACAUUGUUUAACUAUGUUCAUAGUUUUCUGGCGUAUGUACAUAGCGAAGAGGGUGGAGCUAUGUGGGGGAAGUAUCUGAAGUAUUUCCUGUGAAGGAGGUUCUCAUUUUCUUCGAUAUAUUCUCCAUUCCAAUUGUUUCUUAAAUGAUACAUACGGG